Molecule: messenger RNA, 3763 nt
Organism: Anarrhichthys ocellatus (wolf-eel)
Lineage: Eukaryota; Metazoa; Chordata; Actinopteri; Perciformes; Anarhichadidae
Gene: slc25a33
Product: solute carrier family 25 member 33
Exons: 6
Coding region: 1631-2653 (340 amino acids)
Biological process (GO): pyrimidine nucleotide import into mitochondrion
Cellular component (GO): mitochondrion
Molecular function (GO): pyrimidine nucleotide transmembrane transporter activity
Source: RefSeq, a predicted model, not a curated record
UAAUGUUACUGCUCCUAACCAGAGUAACGUUAUUAAUAGCUCAGAGGUUCAUGUAACACGACAUUGGGUUAUGCGAUGUUUGUCACAUAAGUACAUUUGAGUAUCCACGUAUAAAUGACUCGUUAAUCUAACGCGUUCUCGGCAUUAGAGAGUCAGCAUGCUAAGGGUAUCCGAGCUAGCUCGUGUUAGCAUAGCACAAUCUGCCGCAUUCAACACAGGAGACGUUUGUUUGACUACGUUCUCAAUUCUGCUGUAAACGGACGAGACGAAAUAACAACUCACUACAACAUUAACUUCUUCAUCUUAAACUAGUUAUUAAAUAACGUUGUUGUCGUGGACAAAGAGCCCGCGGUACAUCCGUGUGGAAGUUUGCUAACACCUGCUAGCUACAGUUAGCUAGCGAGAUAACUGUCUGGUCUGGAAGGUCGUAUUCGUGUUGUGAGUUACAACGCGAUGUAAGAUGACACACUGCGUUAGAAAUGACGCUAAUAUGUGUAAUACAAGACUGUGAAGGUGGCGCGGUCAUAAGAGAUGCCGGCGGGCUUUAGCUAACCUUAUGCGAUGUCCUUUGGCGUUAUGCAACGUUUAAAGUGGAGACGUUCAUGCUGGCGAUGCUAGCUAAGCUCCUCAUAAUGACAUUAAGGCCUGUGAUGUUAAAGCCGCGUUUAAAAAGCACCGGCUUGUUAAAAUGACGCCAUUUCACCCUUGAAAUGUUAUAAUGAGCUUUUAAGUUAGCUAACGCUAGCUCAACUCAGUUUGGCUAAAUGAGAAAUGAGUCAACUGUAUAAUAAUACGACGAUGAUGAUGUUGACUGCUUUGUUUAACUGCAGGCAGUAUUAAAACGUCCAGUAUGUGGAACCUUGGAGAGAUGUGUGUUUAUCUCUCGAGGUAACAGUUACUCAAAACCAGCCGAACUCGUAGAGCAGCCUGUGGUCGAAAUACUAACGAGAGCAAUACGUAAUGCACACGAUGUAAUACUACAAACACACUGGUCCUUUUCAGAGGGCCCACUCUCUUGCAUUCGCAGCCUGGAUUUCUUAACUUUGUGGCUACAGGUCAUGGCCACGACAAUUCAACACCGCAUUGUGUCAUCAUAGUUGCAUGUUUGUCAAAUUAGGUUAUGGAACAUGGAAAAUCCUGUAACACUGACUAUGAUUCCAUGUCUGUAAUUCAAUAACAAAGCACUCGGAUAUGGGCGGACAGGUGUUAAAUAAUCAUUGAUGUAAUUGUGUCAGGUGUUGCUUUUGCUGAGAUGUUUGACUCUGUCCUCACAUCACAACUGGCACAGAGGCAUAGUCUGAUCCCUUCCAAACUUCUAAGCUUGUCACCGAUAUGUUUACAGACACAGUUGAUAAAGGAUGUACCAAUUUGAACUGUAGAUCACUAAAUGAAUGCAUUUGUUUUGCUGGAAUAGGAAAACUGGCAUAAAUAAAACAGGCAAAUGACUCCGUCCAAGUGCAAUUAAAGUGUCUGAGCCAUAUAACCCUCUGCACCAGAUGUGUUGGGUUAACUCUGAGUAUUUCCAUUGCACAGCCAGAGACCGGUCUUUGACCAUACUUGUUCAUUGCACUCGGCCAUAGCUCCUCGGCUUUGUUAUGAUGGAAGAACACUCUGCUCAGUCAAAGCCAAUAUGAGUAUCCUUGCAAAUAGAAAACCCACUCUACUUAGGUUACGUUCAUCUAUUUGCUUGUACAAUGUAAAACACUCGAAAGUCCAUAAUCCUUACUUUUUUGUAUUAUUAUCAAUUUGCAGAUGUAGUGGUACGGUGGGAGCCAUCGUGACCUGCCCCCUGGAGGUGUUGAAAACACGGUUGCAGUCUUCUGGUCUCGCCCUUCGACCCGUCUUCCAGGUCCAUCUGGGCACCCUCAGCGGCACUGGAGUUAUUCGACCGGGUACAGUUACUCCAGGGCUUCUUCAGGUUCUACGGUCUAUACUAGAAAAAGAGGGACCAAGAUCACUUUUCCGUGGUCUGGGGCCGAAUCUUGUUGGUGUGGCCCCGUCAAGAGCCAUUUACUUUGCUGCAUACUCGAAAGCUAAAGAGACAUUCAAUGGGCUGUUUGUCCCUAAUAGUGGAGUGGUGCACAUGUCCUCUGCUGGUGUUGCAGCUUUCGUUACUAACUCUAUAAUGAACCCCAUCUGGAUGGUCAAGACCAGAAUGCAGCUGGAGAAAAAAGCCAGAGGAGAGAAGAAGAUGAAUGCACUGCAGUGCGCCCGAUAUGUUUACAAAAUGGAAGGAAUUCGGGGCUUCUACCGAGGCUUGACUGCAUCUUAUGCUGGCAUCUCGGAGACCAUGAUCUGCUUCCUCAUCUACGAGACACUGAAGAAACGCCUCGCCGAGCGCCAAUUCGCCUCCUCAAAUGGUGAAAAGGAGAAAGGGGCAUCCGACUUCCUGGGCCUGAUGAUGGCUGCUGCUUUUUCAAAGGGUUGUGCGUCCUGCAUAGCCUAUCCACACGAGGUAAUUCGGACAAGGCUGCGUGAGGAAGGCAGCAAGUACAAGUAUUUCUUCCAGACGGGGAGGUUAAUAGCUGUGGAGGAAGGCUAUGCAGCUUUUUAUAGAGGACUCGUUCCACAGCUAAUUAGACAAAUCCCCAACACAGCCAUUGUCCUCUCCACGUAUGAACUCAUUGUCCAUCUUCUUGGAGAAUCAAAGUGAAGAAAAAAUGCUGGAUAGUUGGGAUCCUGACAAACAAUGGAUGCCACACAAAACCCCAAAACCUGCUGGGCAAACGACUUUUGAAAAUGCAGUACAUACAUUUUAUUUAAUGUGGCGCUACAGAGACUUUUAUGGUGGAGCUGAAGCAGGUUGUACCGUUAUCCAAAGAGCUAAACACAUUGUUUUAUUGAAAGCUUGUUGUUAGGAGUUUAUCAAAACAACUGAAGAAGUCAUGGUACUUCAAUUGAAACUCCAAUCCUGUGAAAAAAAGGUCAUCUUCUUAGAGAACUAGUGUUAAGUUAACUAAAUUAUUGUAUUUCUUUUAUGGCAUUGUUUGUUCCCAUUUUAUCGGUGGUAAAUGUACCAGCAGACAUUGCACAGGUUGACUCUUUUGGCAAUUCAGAUGAAGUGCUACUGUUAGUGCUGCUCCUUGAAAUGUAAUGACCACCAAUCAUUUUGAGUUUUUCUGUUUCACAAAUUCACUGGUUUUGAAGUUUGAUUUACAGAGAAAUGUAUCAUAUUUUUCAUUAAUAUAUAUAUAUAUAUAUAUAUAUACAUACAUGCAGGCUUAUCUGUAUGUUUUCUUUGUGGAAAAAAGAUAGUCACCUUUUACAAUAUAAUGAGAACUUGGAUGCCUGUUUGACCAAUGGCUCAGUAAAAUGCAUCAAAAAACAAUAUCGUUUAUUCACCCAAAUACUGAAGAAAUGAUUUCAUUAUUACAAAAAUGUACAAUUACUGUGAUGAAAGCACAAGGGACUAGUUGGCUGGUUCUGUUCUGAAGUCCAAAUAUUCAGUUUGAUUUGAGAAUUUCUAGUCGGUGAUGACGCCGAGAUUUUGCUGGAAACUAUUUUUGGAGGAAAAAGGUGUCUUCAGAGCUUUCUUAAAGGAGUUCAUCCCACUUUUAGGAUUAUUCUAAAUGUCUCCAACCUAAAACGUGCCGUACAGACUCUGCUCUCUAUUUGAAACAUGCUUUAUGCUUCGACUGAACAUCAAGAUGUGUUUUCUGUUCACUUUCGUCCAGUUAAUUUAGGUUGCUGACAUUGUUACCUUUAUUUAGUAAUGGCUGCCUCACGUACAGUCUUCCACAUAUGUCUAUAAAAAAAAAGAAUC